Molecule: messenger RNA, 1053 nt
Organism: Sorghum bicolor (sorghum)
Lineage: Eukaryota; Viridiplantae; Streptophyta; Magnoliopsida; Poales; Poaceae
Product: ensconsin-like
Exons: 7
Coding region: 1-1053 (350 amino acids)
Source: RefSeq, a predicted model, not a curated record
AUGAAGAACCGUUAUCUCAGUUGCCCCUGGAACACCUCCCUUAGCGAGUGGUACAAGAGGUGGUUCUACAUGAGGGAAGAGCUGGGCAGCGCCACGUUCUGCGACGUCGGCUACAUCCCCGAGAAGAGGAUAGGAGAUAUUGACAGGUCUACGGUGUAUGUGUCGCUGGCACCCAGUAUGGACCAUCCGACUGGGGUGGAUCCGCCGGCAGACAAUGCUGCUCGGUGUUACCAAUACACCAGCAGCGACGAGGAUCAGAGCCGUCUAGCGCCGACCACCGAUGACAGAGUGGUCGGGAAGAGGCCGAUGGCUGUAGAGCCAUCUUCCGCAGAAGCGGAUGUUGAUCCUGGCAAUGUUGCGGGCUCGAGGACAACCGAGCCUGCGGCUGCCGAUCAUAAUUCCGCCGAGCAGACUGCCCUAGAGCAGCCCGUGGAGCAGCCCGCCGUUGUGGCUGCAACGGUGGUGGCCGACAAGAACCCGGCCCCAGACGAGACCAGGGCGAGCACCCCGACAAGGGGCGAUGAGACCGUGGGAACUCCUCCCCGAGCAGUGCGGCUGGGGAGGAAGACAAAGCUCCAUCCCCUACUCCUGAUGAAGAAGCGUGGGGACCACUGGGCCGGCCACGAGGAGAUCGCUGAGACCGAUGAGGCGGAGAGGGUAGAGCGUGCUGCCAAGCGGCUCGUUAAUGAAGUCAAGGGCGUGGUCGCCGAGAAUAGGGCCCUGACCACAAAGGUGGACCGUCUUUGGUCAGAAGGUGAGAAGGAGACAGCCAAAAAGGCAGCUCAGGAAGAGCGUCUGCUGGACCUGACUCGGCGACUAGUCGAUAAGGACCGUGAUAGGAAGGGUCUGGAGGAAGAGAUCGAGCGCCUCCAGAAGGAGAGAGACCAGCUCGGCCAGGAGCAUGCCCGUGCGCUAGAAGGCGAGCGCAAGGUCGGCGAGGAGCUCAAGACUAGGAAUCAGGAGCUGACUGUGCUUAAGGCCAACACUAAGAAGCACCUUGAGGAGCUGGUCAAAGAACGAGACUCUUGGAAGACGAACUGUAUCAAGCUCUAG